AUGUCCAAGGUGUCGAUGGCAUAUAUCGAUGUGCUGUUGACUCAAACCCUAAUCAUUUCCUUUCUGUCUUUCUCUGUCAGACUUGCGAGUUUUGAGUUUUCUUUUCUGAGAAGUCAGAUUCCAUUCUUCCUUUCUUUAUUUCCUUCAUUGCUUCUUUUUUCUUUAUUCCAUUCUUUCUUUCUUUCUUUUUUGUUUAGUUCUUCCUUUCUUUCUUUCCUUCAUUGCUUCUUUUUCUUUAUUCGAUUCUUUCUUUCUUUCGUUCUUCCUUUCUUUCUCUCCUUCAUUGCUUUUUUCUUCAUUCCAUUCUUUCUUUCUUUCUUUUCUUUCUUUCUUUCUUUCUUUCUUUCUUUCUUUCAUUUUUCUUUUUUUUUCAUUAUUUCCGCCAUUUUUCUUUUUCUUUAUGCCCUUCCUUCUUUGUUUCAUUGUUUCUUUCUUUUCCCCAUAUUUAACCCAUUCUUUAUUUCCUUCCUUCUUUCUUUAUUUACUUACAUCUUUUUUUAUUUUCUAAAUGCCUUUUUAUUUAUUGUUUACGAAAUUGUCUUUUGUUCUACUCUCAUGUCAAUGACUUUUUCUAUAUUUUUUCAUUGUUCUUUCUUCCUUUUUUUACAUUGUUCCAUUCUUUCUGUCUUUCUUUAUUUAUCCUUAUAUGCUUCUUUCUUUCUUUUUACCUUUUUUUCCAUCCUUACGCUUGAUUUUGUUCCAUUGUUAUUAUUUGCCUUUUUUAUUUAUUUUUCUUCUUUUUUACCUUCUUCCAUUAUUUCCUUCUUUCUUUCUGUUUUUCUUUCUUACCACCUUCCAUUAUUCCUUCUGUUUUUCCUUUUUUUUUUUUCUUUCUCUCGCCCUUUCUUUUGCACUUGUCACCUUCUAUUUACUUUUGAUUUCUUUGAAAUUUCUUUUCAUCUAUCCUCAUCAUAA
This is a messenger RNA of Acanthosepion pharaonis, 915 nucleotides long. NCBI's taxonomy places the organism in Eukaryota, Metazoa, Mollusca, Cephalopoda, Sepiida, Sepiidae. The record is from the annotation of a GenBank genome assembly.